AUGUCUUUCAUUGGAACCUCCAUCACCGAUGUUCCCGAGUGUUUCAAAUGUUUCUGGAGCGAUGUGAGUGGCAUCCUUCCUCCAACAGUACCCAUACCAACAUUACCUUAUCCAUGCAAUACAACUAUCGAACAAACAUUCUAUGUCCUGACGCCUUCUAGACCAUACUUUAUCAUUAGGGGAGAGAACCUUGGAUUUGGAGCCAGUGCUGAUUAUUCACCUGAACUAUAUCCAAUUGCAGCAAACUCUAUCUUUGAAUUCCUUCCAACUGAUUCCAGAUCAAGUGGUGAAGCAACAGCGACAUUUUCAAUCUCACGUGGCAUUAGCAAACAAGUCAGCUGGGUCUAUGAUUUGACUGUACCAACACCAAACAAGGCAUUCAUUGAGAGAAAGUUUGGUAAUUGGAGAUUGAGUGCACCUGGAAUAUAUAACUCAUCUUUCAACUAUGAGAUGUUGGCCAAUGAUAACAAGUGGUAUCCAUGUAACUCGACCAACACCACACUACUCCUAUGUGAUGUCAGUACUUCCAUCUUCAACUACACCGACAACCUCAAUGUUACCAUCCGUAACCAAUAUCAAGAGUUCAAACUUCUGGAUGUUAAGAUAUAUCUCUACCCUUCAAUAUCAUCAUUCACUAGAACAAUUGAUACUAGUAAGAAUAUUAGUUUCUUUGGAUACUUUGGACAUUAUAGUGAUAACACAUCUGUGACUACAAAGGUCAACGGUCACUCAUGUAAUAUUACAUUUGCAGACUCUACUGUAAUCAAUUGUACAAUUAUGUCCAAUGGAACGACCACACUCACAAUCGGUUAUGCCAACCUAACCAUCAUCAUCAAUGGUCAAUCAUUCAUCUCCAACAAGACACUGGCAAUAUUCCCAUCACAAGAGGUUGAUGAUUGUGGAGUAGGUUGUAAUGGACAUGGACAAUGUAUCAAUCAUAAAUGUCAAUGUAACAAAGGAUUCAGUGGAUAUUAUUGUGAGUCUGAACUCAAACCUGAUGUCACAAUACUUCCAGACCCAACACAACCAGCGGCGACCAUUACAGCCAAUGCCACAACAUUCUCAAUCAACAUUGUAUCAAUCCAAGAAUUAGAUCAAGAUGGUAACAUUGUCUAUGAACAAUUGGUCAAAGGAUGGACACAUGACUCAAUCAAGGACAACAACGUCAAGACUGAUCGGUACAACCUGACCAACGCCAUCGACUCUGACCUGACCACCUCUGUCACACUGGCCGUAUCGUCUCAGGACAGAGUCGUCCCCUUUGCCGGACAGAAUGUGACCUACACUGCCAACUCACUCAAGAUGACCAUGACCAUCAAUCACUGGAACUUCCACUCCAACCUAAACACACUGCGAGUGGUCAUUCACAAGAAUGGCUCGAUGAUAAAUGACACCAGCAGUCCGUGUGGCACCAAGAACGUCGUGUCAGUUGACGCCUACCAGAACCUCCAGUACCUCAAGGUGAUCAGCAAUGGCAUUGAGAUAUAUGGUCGAUUCUUGCCGGUGAUCUUGGCCGAUGGUCGUCCAUCGCUCACACGCAAUGAGAUCAUCAACACGACCACCGACUCUACUUUCUUUGGCAUCAACAUGUUCCAAUGUCGCCAACAAUGUAUCAUUGAUCCUGACUUCUCUGUGCUGGUCGAUGCCAAUCCUGUGCCAAAGAGUCUCUGUGAGCAUGCAUCACCACCUAGUGAUCGAUGGAAGUUGCCAGUGAUAGUUGUCACCGUAUCUGUUGGAGCGAUAGUCAUCAUAGCCGUGGUCACCAAGAUUGUGAUCAACAAACUACAUGGUCGAUACCUAACUGAUGUCAUCCAACAUAAGAUGAAGUCAAUGACUGGCAAGAACAAAGAUGCCCACAUCAUCAGAAUGUGA
Acytostelium subglobosum LB1 is the source of this 1872-nucleotide messenger RNA. RefSeq lists its product as hypothetical. NCBI's taxonomy places the organism in Eukaryota, Evosea, Eumycetozoa, Acytosteliales, Acytosteliaceae. The record is from RefSeq and is a predicted model, not a curated record. The transcript is spliced from 6 exons. Bases 1 to 1872 code for a protein of 623 amino acids.